CGUCCCCUAUGAAAUACCAGCCAUGACCAUCACCGGAGAGUAUCGAGUUAGAGCCAAGGCAGAGACUACAAAACGCCUCCUUGCGCAAUUGGUGAAUGAAGGAUUAGUGAACCUCACGUUGUUUCCUGGCACGAAAUCCCCCGAGGAGCUAGACGGCCAGAUCACACCAGAACGUGACGAAUCCCGUUGUAUAAAAACAGAUGUCCUACAGGGAAAUGGGUCUAUCUGGCGACCAAAGGAUUUCAAAGUUCCUGUCACGCUCUGUGCUGAAGAUGUAGAAACCCAAGAAGACAACCCAGGUACGAUAUUCGAGUUUAUAUCAAUUGGAUUCGCGUGCAAUGUGGAAACAAGGGAAGCGAUUGCGCGCGAAUUGCGCAACUCUGCAGAUAUGCUAGAUAUGUUGAAUCCGGGGCUGUCCUUCGUGAUACUUCCUCGCUCUUCAGCCCGCGUUUUUGGCCCCUUCGAAGACCUUGUGCGGCCUCUUGGGGAACUCCUAAAAGUCGACCUCUCAACGACAGAGGAUAAAAUCAUCGUACCGUGUCUAUCGCAGCAUCUACCGUCGUUGCAGAAUUUCUUCCCUGAGGCGGAGAUUGUGGCGUCAGUUCCUCACUGUGCACAGGCUCAAGCGUCUAUCCGAUCGGUGUCUGUCCCCGGCUACGGAUUCGACAUCAAAUUUUCUCUGGCAUGUCUAAUCACGUCAGCGCUCCGGGUUCUUCCAUGCUGGUCUGCCGCUGCAGCCCCAAGCAUCACGUCUGUUCUCAAGAGGCUGUUCCCGCCAGACCUCUGGGUAUUCGGUGAAGUGGCCGCCAUCACGGGUAGCCAGGAAAAUGCGAGCGAGGCGCGCCAUUUAACCUGCAUCUUACGGGAGAACAUGGAAGCCAAGGCUAACAACAGGGAUGAGACUCUGAUUCUUGCUUCCGCGUUGAUGGAAAAGCCAUUCGGCAGGGGUAUAACGUAUGCCGAGAUACUUUUUGAUUUAACGACGGUGGAGCAGAAAUUGAAAUGGUUUCAGAGCCCCUAUGGGGAACUUCCACCGGUUUCACGACGAUUGAAUCCAUUCCCGGCUCUACUCCCACGGCGGUUCCCAGAUGAUAUACAGGUGUUCCAGGAAGCCCUGACCAUUGCACUUAACAACAUUGUUGAGAGGUGGUGGAAAGACGAGGAGGCUAACUUUCCCAGUCGAAUGCCCCUUGAGCCUCAAGCAGAAGAUCUUCUUCAGGGAAACUUGAGACCUGAUAUCUUGAUACCCGCACAAGCGGAGGGCAACGGCCCCGAAUUCCGUGUAUGUGAAAUUAAUGGCCGGUUUCCCAUCAGUUUCAUCAGCCAUGUUGCAUGUGUCUACGAGGCUCUGGCUGGCUGCCUCAAAGACAAUCCGGUAUUUGAGCCUGCUACGAGGUACGAGAAAGUACAAGAGAGCUUAUUAGCGCUCUUCGAUCCCAAUCUGCCCAUACACUUUGUAUCAGAGGGCAAGGAAUUUCCGCGGACGAGCCCCUUAUUCGGCCUGAUUGAAAAGCGAACGGGGAUGAGACCAAGACAGGUCAAAUCGAAGGACUUGCGUCUUAUACCCAGCAAAGCCAGUCGCACUGGCUUUAUUUUAUGCUGUGUCUGGGGCGCCGACCCAGACGUCAGCCAAACGUCAGACAUGCGUCAAGUAAUAAAAGUGAAUGGGGAAGCUCUAGAAGAAGUGCACCAAAUCGGACUCCAACUCUUCGACUAUGAGUUAUUUUCUCUCCCGUUGGAAAUGGUUCGCCAUAUCGGACUAUGUUGUGUCAACGAUCCUCGCAGUGUGUUCAUCGCUCACGACAAACGAAUCUUAGGCAUAAUUCUUCAGGAGCUCGAUGCACUGCUGAACAAACACAAGGUGCUUUCCCCAGCGCAAGCUCAAAUCAUCAGGGAAAGGAUCAUACCGACGAUUCUUCCGGGGUCAUCAGAAUUCAAAACCCUUCUCGAAGACUCCCAGAAGGAUCUCCAGACAAAGAACGGAUACAUCCUCAAACCUGUUCGUGAUGCCCGUGGGAACGGCAUUCUUCUCGGAAAGAACAUAUCUGUUCAUGAAUGGGAAACGAUACUUGCAUCCCUUGAUAGUCAGGCCGCUAAGGUCAGCGUUCCACAAUUGGAUAGCCUAGUCUAG
Messenger RNA from Aspergillus pseudotamarii, 2131 nucleotides. Its product is annotated as IucA/IucC family protein. The record is from RefSeq and is a predicted model, not a curated record. The coding region runs from base 23 to 2131 and encodes 702 amino acids. NCBI's taxonomy places the organism in Eukaryota, Fungi, Ascomycota, Eurotiomycetes, Eurotiales, Aspergillaceae. The transcript has 5 exons. Gene Ontology annotation, biological process: siderophore biosynthetic process.